Messenger RNA from Neoarius graeffei (lesser salmon catfish), 590 nucleotides. Its product is annotated as monocyte chemotactic protein 1B-like. The record is from RefSeq and is a predicted model, not a curated record. Gene Ontology annotation, cellular component: extracellular region. Lineage: Eukaryota; Metazoa; Chordata; Actinopteri; Siluriformes; Ariidae. Gene Ontology annotation, biological process: cellular response to type II interferon; cellular response to tumor necrosis factor; inflammatory response. Gene Ontology annotation, molecular function: chemokine activity; CCR chemokine receptor binding. The transcript is spliced from 3 exons. Bases 20 to 340 code for a protein of 106 amino acids.
UCAGACGUUCUGAUUGAGAAUGAGGAACCUGACGGCUCUGCUGCUGCUUCUCCUGUCGCUCUGCUCUCUUCAUCGGGUGUUUAGUGUUCCUCACGGUUUUGACCACAAGACUGAAUGCUGUUCAACCACAACUAGAGCAAAGGUUCCUCUAAAAAACAUUGUGACCUAUUGGCGGAUCAACAACAGCAACUGCCCCAUAGACGCCAUUGUCUUUCAGACUCUAAAUAAAGAACAGAACAGCCAAAGGAAAGUCUGCGUGGAUCCUAAGGCCCCUUGGGUCAACUCUCACAUGCAAAAAGUGGAUCUUAAAAACAAAGCCACUUUAACAGCAAAACCCUGAAUCUCGGCGUUAGACGGGAUUCCCACACAGAAGACUAACUUGAUAUACUCACCACAUUUUGUAAUUACUGUUUGUUUUUAACAAAAAAAAAGAAUGACUUUGUAAUUACUGUAUUUACUUGUACAUAUUCUCAUCAUGACAGCGCCACCUAGUGUUUUUAAGUCUUCAGUAUUACUGUCUUCAUGUUUGUUCCCAGUUAGUUAAAUGAAGUGACUGUUUGUUGGUGUAAUGCACGUGUAACAGAAGAAGA